GUAUUCACAGGGAUAUUCACAGCUGAGAUGGUGCUUAAAUUGAUUGCUCUAGAUCCUUAUGAAUAUUUCCAGAUAGGAUGGAACAUCUUUGACAGCAUUAUUGUUACUCUCAGCUUAGUUGAGCUUGGUCUUGCUAAUGUUCAAGGUCUGUCUGUACUACGAUCCUUCCGUCUGAUGAGAGUUUUCAAGCUUGCCAAAUCUUGGCCAACUCUCAAUAUGUUAAUUAAGAUCAUUGGGAACUCAGUAGGUGCCUUGGGAAACCUCACUCUAGUCCUGGCCAUCAUAGUUUUCAUCUUUGCUGUGGUGGGCAUGCAGCUAUUUGGGAAGAACUACAUAGAGUGUGUCUGUAAAAUUUCCAGUGACUGUGAGCUGCCACGCUGGCACAUGCAUGACUUCUUUCACUCCUUUCUUAUUGUCUUCCGCAUCCUCUGUGGAGAAUGGAUUGAGACCAUGUGGGAUUGCAUGGAAGUGGCUGGACAGCCCAUGUGCCUCAUUGUCUUUCUAAUGGUCAUGGUCAUCGGGAAUUUAGUGGUACUCAACCUGUUUUUAGCUUUGCUGCUUAGCUCCUUCAGUGCCGAUAGCCUGGCAGGAUCCGAUGAUGAUAGUGAGAUGAACAAUUUGCAAAUUGCAAUUGGCAGGAUCAACCGAGGAAUUGAUUUUGUAAAGAAACAUGUCCUGCUGCUGCUUCACAGAGAACUGAAAGAGAAAACAGAGCUAUCAUCUGAGGAACCAGAUGACAGUAAAAAAGAAAACUUUGUUCUCAACCACAUGGACAAUCUUAACCAUGUGGACACAGGCCAGGAUUUCAAGUCUGAAUACAUGGAUGGAAUAGUAAAAAACGAGCAACUCAUUGAUGAACUGGGACAAAUGAACUUCAUUAAUAAUCCCAACCUGACCAUAAAUGUACCUAUAGCAUCUGAAGAGUCUGAUCUUUAUGAUGAAACUGAUACAGGUGAAGAAACUGCUGAUGACAUCAAGAAACCACUAUCGGAUGGAACAGAUUCAUCCAUAUGCAGCACCGUGGAUUAUAAGCCUCCAGAUCCUUCGGAGGAGAAAGCAGAAGUUGAAGAAAAUAUGGAGAAUGAUGAUCCAGAGGAAUGCUUCACUGAAGCCUGUGUUCAAAGGUGUCCUUUCCUGUAUGUUGAUAUCAAAACAGAAAAGGGAGCGAAGUGGUGGAAUCUUCGGAAAGCAUGUUUCAAAAUUGUAGAACACAAUUGGUUUGAGACCUUCAUUAUCUUCAUGAUUCUCCUUAGCAGUGGUGCUCUGGCUUUUGAAGAUAUCUACAUAGAACGCAGACAUACAAUUCGCACCAUCUUGGAGUAUGCUGAUAAGAUCUUCACAUAUGUUUUUAUUCUUGAGAUGCUCCUUAAAUGGGUAGCCUAUGGAUUCAAGGUCUACUUUACCAAUGCUUGGUGCUGGCUGGACUUCCUCAUUGUUGAUGUCUCCCUAAUUAGUUUAACAGCAAACUGGCUAGGCUAUUCAGAGCUGGGAGCUAUCAAAUCCCUGAGGACACUCCGAGCAUUGAGGCCGCUUCGGGCUUUAUCCAGAUUUGAAGGCAUGAGAGUGGUUGUAAAUGCUCUUUUGGGGGCCAUCCCCUCCAUCAUGAACGUCCUCUUGGUAUGCCUGAUCUUCUGGCUCAUCUUCAGCAUUAUGGGGGUGAACCUCUUUGCAGGGAAGUACUAUCGCUGUGUCAAUACCACCACAGGUGAUCUCUUUGAAAUCGAACAUGUAAACAACAAAAGUGACUGCAUCAACCUUAUCAAUAUUGAAAAUGCCACUGAUGUCCGUUGGGUCAAUGUCAAAGUCAAUUUUGACAAUGUGGGAUUAGGCUAUCUCUCCCUUUUGCAAGUGGCCACUUUCAAGGGCUGGAUGGACAUCAUGUAUGCAGCUGUUGACUCCCGUGAGCAGGAGGAACAGCCUCAAUAUGAAGUUAAUCUCUACAUGUAUAUCUAUUUUGUCAUCUUUAUUAUCUUUGGGUCAUUCUUCACUCUCAAUCUUUUUAUUGGUGUAAUCAUUGACAAUUUCAACCAGCAAAAAAAAAAGUUUGGAGGCAAAGAUAUCUUCAUGACAGAGGAACAAAAAAAAUACUACAAUGCCAUGAAGAAACUAGGUUCAAAAAAACCAGUGAAGCCCAUUCCAAGACCCCAGAACAAGUAUCAAGGGAUGAUCUUUGACUUUGUGACUCAGCAAGCUUUUGAUAUAAUCAUCAUGAUCCUCAUUUGUCUUAACAUGGUAACAAUGAUGGUGGAAACAGAUGACCAAAGCCAAACCAAGAUAACUAUCCUUGCUCAGAUCAACUUGGUCUUCAUUAUCAUCUUCACAUCUGAAUGUUUUCUCAAGAUGAUUGCCCUGAGGCACUACUUUUUCACUAAUGGCUGGAACAUCUUUGAUUUUGUUGUGGUCAUUCUCUCCAUUGUAG
This is a messenger RNA of Thamnophis sirtalis, 2419 nucleotides long. The record is from RefSeq and is a predicted model, not a curated record. Lineage: Eukaryota; Metazoa; Chordata; Lepidosauria; Squamata; Natricidae.